Messenger RNA from Penicillium nucicola, 1506 nucleotides. Its product is annotated as MATE family efflux transporter. Gene Ontology annotation, biological process: xenobiotic detoxification by transmembrane export across the plasma membrane. The transcript is spliced from 2 exons. Gene Ontology annotation, molecular function: xenobiotic transmembrane transporter activity; antiporter activity. The record is from RefSeq and is a predicted model, not a curated record. The coding region runs from base 1 to 1506 and encodes 501 amino acids. Gene Ontology annotation, cellular component: membrane. Lineage: Eukaryota; Fungi; Ascomycota; Eurotiomycetes; Eurotiales; Aspergillaceae.
AUGCACGACUCCGACGUUGACAAUGCCGUCUCAAACCAUCCGCGACCGAACGAGUAUACCUCACUUCUAUCCAAACCAAUUGACGACUCAUCAUCAUGGAUCGAACCCGAAGAAGAAAACCCCUACUCACGAGAGUUGCUCCUCGCCGAAUUCUGGCUACUGCUCAAGGACUCAAUUCCCGUGAUCCUAGCAUACACGCUCCAAAAUAGCCUUCAAACCGUAUCAGUGCUGAUCAUUGGCCGCUCAUCACCACAGAAUCUGGCAGCAAGUGCAUUUUCACAGAUGUUCGCCAUGGUGACUGCGUGGAUGAUUGCACUCGGUGGUACAACGGCCCUGGAUACACUUGCUUCGUCUUCAUUCACAGGCAGCAGCAAUAAACAUGAUCUGGGAAUCUUGCUUCAGCGCGGAUUUCUCGUGUUGGGGCUGCUCUAUAUACCGGUUGCUAUCCUGUGGGCCUGCUCCGAGCCUGUCUUUCUUUUCCUCGGACAGGAUAAGCAACUUUCGCAUGAUAGCGCGAGGUUUUUGACUUGUUUGAUUCCUGGUGGAUUGGGAUAUAUUUACUUUGAGGUUAUGAAAAAGUAUUUGCAGGCGCAAGGAAUCAUGCGGGCAGGAACAUACGUGCUCCUUAUUACAUCGCCCCUCAAUGCCGGACUCAACUAUCUAUUCUGCUACAAAUUCGAAAUUGGUCUUUUAGGGGCUCCAUUGGCAACAGGCCUCUGCUACUGGCUCUCAUUUGCCCUAUUGGUCCUAUACGCACGCUUCAUCAACGGCUCCGAAUGCUGGGGCGGAUGGUCGCGUGAGGCCUUCCAGAACCUAGGCACAUUCGCCAGACUAGCUCUCCUUGGUGUGAUCCACGUCGGAACAGAAUGGUGGGCUUUUGAAAUUGUGGCAUUGGCAGCCGGACGUCUUGGAACAACCUCCCUCGCAGCCCAGAGUGUCAUUAUGACAGCCGACCAAGUGCUCAAUACAAUCCCGUUCGGCAUUGGAGUUGCCACUUCCGCCCGCAUUGGCAACUUACUCGGGAGUAGAGACAGUGCUGGAGCAGCGCGGGCAGCGCAUACCUCUGCCGUGCUAAGUAUGAUCUUUGGUGGAGUUGUGCUAGCCGUCCUUAUCGGGACGCGGGACCACUUUGCGAAAAUAUUCAAUGAUGAUAGGAGCGUUGUGCAGCUUACUGCUGAAGUCUUGCCUUAUGUGGCGCUUUUCCAGAUUGCUGAUGGGCUUAAUGGGAGCUGUGGUGGAAGUCUACGUGGAAUGGGACGGCAGCAUGUGGGUGCUUUGGUCAAUUUGGUAAGUUACUACUGCGGUGCUUUGCCACUUGGUAUUUGGCUUGCUUUCCAUGGCUGGGGACUCCAAGGUCUGUGGGUUGGCCAGUGCAUUGCGCUGUAUUUGGUUGGAAUUUUGGAGUGGGGGGUUGUUGCUUGUAGUUCAUGGGAUGUUGAAGUUCGGAAGGCGUUUUUGAGGAUGGAUGUACAUGAGACCCUGGAAGAUGGAAUUGAGCAGGAUUGA